UGUACUAUUGCUAUACUGAGCAGUACGAAACCAAUACAUUAAUCGCCGUUUUAUAACCGUGUUAACGCAUAAUUUUGUUGCAUAUUGAAUUGUGAAAGUAUAUAUUAAAAAAAAAAAUGACUGACAAAAGCAAAACUCGUAUGAAUUUAUCUGCAAUAAAAAAAGUUGAUCCCUAUGCAAAUGAUAUAGUGGAUUUAUCAUCACAUGUUGCAUUUUACACAUUUAACUCUGAGCGUAAUGAAUGGGAAAAAACUGAUGUAGAAGGCGCAUUUUUUGUUUACAGUCGCAUUGCUCAACCGUUCCAUAGUAUAUUCAUAAACAAUCGUUUAAAUACAAACUCAUUUGUUGAGCCAAUCACUUCUGAUAUGGAAAUACAGUCACAACCACCAUUUCUUUUAUAUAAAAAUGCGCGAUGCCGUAUUAGAGGUUUUUGGUUUUACAACAGCAAGGAAAGUGAUAGAAUUGCAGUACUAUUAAAUAAAAUUCUAUCAGAUGCUACAAGUUCAACUGUACAAGCUGCAGAUAACAAUGAGAAUAAAGAGCCCAAAAAUAAUGUUAAUAUAUUUAAAAUGUUAUCUGAUGCGCAAAUGGAGUACCUUUCUUCUCACUCUGGACAAAAUAAUACCGAAAAGAGCGGUGCACCAGUAAACGUUAUAAAGUUUUUUGAGUCAGCUAAGCCAGCUAUUCCUGAUAUACCAUUAUCUCAGCGUAUGUUGCCAAAUACACUAUUCGUUGAUCAAGUUGAAAAACAACAAAGGGCAAUAACACCAUUGAAACAGGCGGACUUGAAACCAAAAAAUUUACCAGUUGAAGAUCGUAGUAAUGUACAGAAAAUGUCUUCUGUCGUUACACAAACCCAUAAAAAUUCCAAUUUCGAAGUUGACCAAAUCACGACGGAACUUAAAAUAAGUUCUAAUAAAGAAGUAGUUCUGACGCCGCCAACUCUAUCAAGGCCACAAAAUCAACAUAUGCAUAAAAGAUCUCUAUUACAAUUCGAUUCUAAACCAGCAUUGAUGCCGCCAACAAUGUUUGACAAACCAAUAAAAAAAGAGAGUCCUCCACUGCAGGAACCUUUAAAUGCAUCUCAGCUAGUACAAGCAUUUACUUACUUGAUAGAGAAUGACGAAGAGUUCGUUCACAAGCUGCACGAGGCAUAUUUAAAUAGUUUUACAAAAAGUUUAUUGGGAUAAAUCUUAAAAAUAUUAUAUUGUGAUUUCGGCUUGAAGUCGAACAAUAUAUGUUUUAUUCAAAGCAAGCAGUAAGAUAAACUUAUUCCACAAUUUUAUUUGCGUUAUUUAUUUAAAUG
Molecule: messenger RNA, 1306 nt
Organism: Teleopsis dalmanni
Lineage: Eukaryota; Metazoa; Arthropoda; Insecta; Diptera; Diopsidae
Product: mRNA-decapping enzyme 1B-like
Exons: 1
Coding region: 117-1190 (357 amino acids)
Biological process (GO): deadenylation-independent decapping of nuclear-transcribed mRNA; positive regulation of catalytic activity; deadenylation-dependent decapping of nuclear-transcribed mRNA
Cellular component (GO): P-body
Molecular function (GO): mRNA binding; enzyme activator activity
Source: RefSeq, a predicted model, not a curated record